AUGGAAAUCCCUGCUCACAAUUCCUUGCUAGAAAUCACUUGCUGGGAAUAUCUUGAGAUACUUUGCUUGAUACAUUUGACUGUGCAACAAAGCACCAAAAUAAACAGAAAUCCCUUGCUGGAGAUUCCUGCUAGAAAUUCAUUGAUGGAGAAGCCUGCUAGAAAUCCCUUGCUUCAAAUCCCUGACAAUGAUAUUUUGGCAACACAUAAGACAUACAGAAAUCCCAUGCUGAAGGUGCCUGCUAGAAAUCCCAUGCUAGAGAUGCCUGCUAGAAAUCCUAUGCUGGAGGUGCCUGCUAGAAAACCAUUGCAAGAGGUGCCUGCUAGAAAUCCCCUGCUUGAAAUUCCUGGCUAUGAUAUUUGGCAAGUGCCUGCUAGAAAUCCCAUGCUAGAGAUGCCUGCUAGAAAUCCUAUGCUGGAGGUGCCUGCUAGAAAACCAUUGCAAGAGGUGCCUGCUAGAAAUCCCCUGCUUGAAAUUCCUGGCUAUGAUAUUUGGCAACUGAUGCAUUUGUCUGUGGAAUAA
Biomphalaria glabrata is the source of this 522-nucleotide messenger RNA. RefSeq names its product homeobox protein ESX1-like. Bases 1 to 522 code for a protein of 173 amino acids. NCBI's taxonomy places the organism in Eukaryota, Metazoa, Mollusca, Gastropoda, Planorbidae. The record is from RefSeq and is a predicted model, not a curated record. The transcript is spliced from 5 exons.